Penicillium canariense is the source of this 1356-nucleotide messenger RNA. RefSeq names its product NOT2/NOT3/NOT5 family protein. Gene Ontology annotation, biological process: nuclear-transcribed mRNA poly(A) tail shortening; regulation of DNA-templated transcription. Lineage: Eukaryota; Fungi; Ascomycota; Eurotiomycetes; Eurotiales; Aspergillaceae. Gene Ontology annotation, cellular component: P-body; CCR4-NOT core complex. The coding region runs from base 1 to 1356 and encodes 451 amino acids. The transcript is spliced from 7 exons. The record is from RefSeq and is a predicted model, not a curated record.
AUGUCCGGAUUUCCCACGCAACAGCAAGCACAGGCUCGAAACGCGACAUUGGCCACUGCACGGUUGCCAAAUGGAAAACUCGGUGGCGCAGCUAAUUGGAACUUCAACCUUCCCGGAACAUCUACUCUGCAACCCAACCAGCAACGCACCAUGGGUACAAUGGGAAGCUUCGCGCAAAGCCUUGGCGCGUCGCUGCAAUCACAAUCUCAGAACCCUGUCUGGGCCAAUGCCAGUCAACGAGCUGCGCAACACACCCCCGUCCAGAGACAACAGCAUCCUCCCACGUCGCAACCGCCUUCUCGAGCUUCUCAGACCCGACUGCUUCCUGUGCAGCAACCGUCCCAACCUCCUCACGAUGACAUGUUUCCUUCCGGUGCCCAAUUUGCGAAUCGGCUGGACGAUUUCAGGAAUGGAGGACAGGGCAUCAGUAGCCAGCUAGGGGCGGGCAGUCAGCCUCAGACAGGGAACAUCGACGAGUUUCCCCCUUUAGGACGCAAUAUAUCGGUGGAGCUGGCCCAAGACCGUCGGAGUUCUCUGAUGCAAGGUGCGGGCUUUGGCAGUUACAACUCUGGUAUUGGGACAUCACGGUCGCCUGUCAACCAAGGGCCUAAUGGGGUGUUGGGGCAGGAGAAAGAUGACCUAAACAACACCCUGAUGUCGGGUCAGCGCACCUUCAGCGACUCGCAACAGCAAUUGCAACAGCACCAACAGCAAGCAAAUGAGGGUCAAGAGGUUUCGGCCGCUGCUCAAAGUGCGGAGCAACCCCCUCUUGCGCAGAUGAGUGAACUUGACCGGUUUGGGCUGAGCGGCCUCCUCCGCAUGAUCCAUAGCGAGAGUCCCGACGUGGCCGGUCUCGCAGUUGGACAGGACUUGAUGACCCUUGGCUUGGACUUGAACCAGCCUGAGCCUCUCCACACCUCGUUCGCCUCGCCUUUCGUAUCCUCCAUGUCCGCUGUCCCCUUGGAACAAGACUUCUCUGUGCCAUCAUGCUACAAUGUCGCCAACAUCCAACCCCUUCAAUCACGGAUCCCUGGGUUCAGCGACGAAACCCUUUUCUACAUCUUCUACAGCAUGCCCCGGGACAUCAUGCAGGAGUUGGUCGCAGAAGAAUUGAUGGGCCGUAAAUGGCGGUACCACAAGCUCGAGCGGUGCUGGUUGACUCGUGAUGAAACAUAUCCCGGCCCCGUCGACGUGGAACGCGGCGUGAGCGAGCGCGGAGUGUACCUCCUCUGGGAUCAUGCUAGCUGGAAGAAGAUUCGGCGCGAGUUUAUCCUCCGAUACGAAGACUUGGACAACCGGCUGGACCCCAACCGCGGUAUGAACCGCGCAGCUGUUGGCCCCACGCAUGCUUCAUGA